UCACCACACACUCUCCUCUGUUUGACUAAGGCACCACGGAGUAGCAAGUUAGACAGAGGAAGGACGCACUGGCCAUGAGGGUCUACAUCUGCUUUGAGGGCUCCUGUGAGCCUUUUGAAGUCCCUCCAGAUCAGACUGUGGGAGCCAUGAAGCAGAUGAUGAAGAAUAAUGUUCUGGUGCAACUCUCAGACGGCAUGCAGCAGCAGUACCUGGAGCUGAGCUACGGCGGUGCCGCGCUGCAGGACAGAUGGGCUCUGUGUGAUGUGGGCAUCACAAGUGGCAGUGCCAUCCGAUGCCUGAUAAAGGUAUUAAAACAUAGUGAAAAAAGGCCUGUGAUGCGUGUGUUCAAUGCUGUGACAGGACAAACCGUACCAAUUAUGAGAAGUGAGGCUCUCCCGCAUGUGUCCGUUGCUAGAUUGAAAACUGUGGUGUCCAUGCAAAGUGGCCUCCCUGUCAGCACCUUCAGACUGAGCACACCUGCUGGUGUGCAGCUCUAUGACUGCAACCAACUGCAAGACUAUGCCAUUGAAGUGGGCACUACUCUCCGUUUGGACACAUGGGAUGGGUGGGUGGAGUUCCUCCAGGGUUGCUUACUUGGCCACAAAUUGACAGUCCAGAGCCAUCUAUCGGAGAAAAAGCUGGUAAUGAGGUUUCAGCUACAGGUAGCGCUCUACAUUGCUGCCUCUUUAGGCCACCUUGAUCUGGCAGGCUGGCUGUUGGAGAGGGGGACACAUGCUGAGAAACCAGUGGGAGUCCAUCCAUACCGCCAGUGGUGCCACCAAACUGCCCACAGAGACACCGGAAAGUGUCCCAUCCACAUAGCUGCAGAGAGCAACCAGCUCCUCAUCCUCAAACUCUUCAUCACCAAGAACCUGUUGACACUGGCUUGUCGGGACCCUGGGGGUCGGGACCCUUUGAAAGUUGCAAUUCAGCAUGGUCACAGAGAUUGUGUCCGCUACUUAGCCAACAAGCUGUGCUCAGUAGUAUCCAUAUCAAAAAUGUCCCUGCCCAUGCGUGUCUACCUCCAGAUAAAGAGUUGGGUGAGUUUGGGGCAAAAUAGUGCAGCCUCCAAUCGAUGCCAGUUGAUCAGUGCUGUCUUCACAGCCAGAGUGGGGGAUACAUUGCUGGUGGAUGGUUUCAAUAAGCCAAACAUGUCUUCCAAAUCCAGGAAAGCUAUGACCAAACCAUGCAGAGAACUCAAGGCCAAAGCUUUGCAGCCCUUACCUCCCAUCAGCAAUUUACUUUCAGUAUCCCACCUCCCCAGCCUGCAGUCUGGGAACACUGGUGACUUUAAAGAGAUGCACAAAAAAAAGAGACAAGAUGUGAAAAGUAGAGAUGAUGGCUUAUUGGAUAAAAUCAGUAAAGAUGACAGCAGCUUAAGCAAGUUCACACUCCCGCCAAUCACCAGAGAAUGCAUUCCAAGGCCAAACUCUUCCCAUAUUCUGACGGCGUCUCUGGAGCCCUUGUCUCACCAUUGUGGCCGAACACCAAGAGAAAAUGCCAUAUACUGCUUGACUAUAGCCAGUACCUUUACAGAGAAGCCUUGGUUGAAGCAGAUGAGCAUAGCACGGACCCUGAUAAGGAAGCGUGUCCACAUGGCCUGAUUCUCUCAUCCAGAUCUGUCAUGCAACAGCACUACUGCUGUUGAAGUUCCUAUUUUCCCAGCUGCCUGUAUACCUAUGGACAAUGAAGAAUCCUUCAGAGGGACAACUGAGUGCAUCUCAGGCUUUUUUUGUCACUAAAAACUAAACAUCUUAUAACCUUUAUGUGC
This is a messenger RNA of Etheostoma cragini (Arkansas darter), 1771 nucleotides long. Its product is annotated as protein ANKUB1-like. The transcript has 6 exons. Gene Ontology annotation, molecular function: protein binding. Bases 75 to 1604 code for a protein of 509 amino acids. The record is from RefSeq and is a predicted model, not a curated record. NCBI's taxonomy places the organism in Eukaryota, Metazoa, Chordata, Actinopteri, Perciformes, Percidae.